AUGGACGACUCUCGUACUCCCCCUGACCAGGCGGCGGCUUCUGGUACCGGCAGUGAUGCCGCCAGUGUUUCUCCCCAGGCUCCCCAGCCUUCCACAACCUCAGUUGGGAACAGCAAUACCGAUCCUAAUCUCAAUGGCCCGUUGCCGCUCCGACCUGGUCACGAGCUACCUUUCGUUGCGCCAUCAUCCUACCUUCGUCCCAAACUAAGCAGUCGCACAAUGUCAGAUAAGACGUCAAAUCCCCUGGACAAGGAGCAGAUGCAGGGUCUGAGAGGGGUUCGCGAGUUCCUCAAGGUCCGCACCAGCUACGAUGUCCUGCCGCUCUCCUUCCGCCUAAUCAUACUUGACAACGAUCUGCUCAUCAGAAAGAGUCUGAAUAUUCUGAUCCAAAACGGCAUUGUCUCGGCGCCGCUCUGGGACUCGCGUAACGGAACAUUUGCUGGCUUGCUUACUAGCACCGACUACAUCAACGUCAUCCAGUACUAUUGCCAGUUCCCCCAUGAGAUCGACCAAGUCGAUCAGUUCCGGCUGAGUAGCCUUCGAGAUAUCGAAAGGGCCAUUGGUGUCCUGCCGCUCGAGACCGUAUCCGUCCAUCCCAUGCGCCCAUUGUACGAAGCCUGCCGAAGAAUGCUUAAGACGCGAGCUCGGAGAAUUCCCUUGAUCGACACGGACGACGAGACCGGCCGAGAGACGGUUGUCAGCGUGAUCACGCAAUACCGCAUCCUGAAGUUCAUUGCGGUCAACAACGAGCAGCAUACAAUGUUGCUAAAGAAGCCCGUGAGGGAGAUUGGCCUGGGGACCUACACCGACCUCGCUACGGCCACCAUGAACAGCUCCGUUUUGGACGUCAUUCACCUCAUGGUCAAAUACAACAUCUCGGCUGUGCCAAUCGUCGACAAGGAUAACCGAGUUCUCAAUCUCUUUGAAGCCGUCGACGUCAUCCCCUGUAUCAAAGGGGGUGCGUAUGACGAGCUGACAGCGACCGUUGGUGACGCCUUGUCCCAGAGAGCUGAAGAUUUUGCAGGAAUCUACACAUGCAGUGAAGAGGACCGCCUGGACUCGAUAUUCGAGACUAUCCGAAAGUCUCGAGUCCAUAGGUUAAUUGUUGUUGACGAUGACAGCCGCCUCAAAGGCAUCAUCUCUCUCUCGGAUAUCCUCAAAUACGUGUUGCUCUACGGCGAGGAAGAGGAUGACCUACAGGAGUAUUAA
Sordaria macrospora k-hell is the source of this 1209-nucleotide messenger RNA. RefSeq lists its product as uncharacterized. Lineage: Eukaryota; Fungi; Ascomycota; Sordariomycetes; Sordariales; Sordariaceae. Gene Ontology annotation, biological process: regulation of catalytic activity; protein phosphorylation. Gene Ontology annotation, molecular function: protein kinase binding; protein kinase regulator activity; AMP binding. Gene Ontology annotation, cellular component: cytoplasm; nucleotide-activated protein kinase complex; nucleus. The record is from RefSeq and is a predicted model, not a curated record.